Molecule: messenger RNA, 2021 nt
Organism: Aricia agestis (brown argus)
Lineage: Eukaryota; Metazoa; Arthropoda; Insecta; Lepidoptera; Lycaenidae
Gene: kn
Product: transcription factor collier
Exons: 16
Coding region: 238-1896 (552 amino acids)
Biological process (GO): regulation of transcription by RNA polymerase II
Molecular function (GO): RNA polymerase II cis-regulatory region sequence-specific DNA binding; DNA-binding transcription factor activity, RNA polymerase II-specific
Source: RefSeq, a predicted model, not a curated record
UUUUUUGUUUUGUGUUACUUUGAGUACGAAAUAAAGUGCGGGAAUUCGGAGCCCUCGGUCGGCCGUUUUCGCGUGUGUUCGCGCGUGUUCGGGGAGCCGGUCGCGAUUCGGUCGGACGAGUUGAACGCGGCGGCGGGCGGGUACACGGGCUCCCCGUGGCCGCCGCUGGACCUGGACCCGGUGGGAUGGGGCCGCAAGCUGUACCCGACUGGGGCCACCCGAUCCUCAGGAGGUCUAAUGUUCGGGCUUCAUCAUCAAGAGGCGGCGGGCGUGCACGCGCAGCCCCGCGGCCCUGUGACGUCACUGAAGGAGGAACCCCUCACUCGAGCUUGGAUGACCCCCAGUUCCCUAGUUGACAAUACCAACACGGUGGGCGUAGGCCGCGCGCACUUCGAGAAGCAGCCGCCCAGCAACCUGCGGAAGAGCAACUUCUUCCACUUCGUAGUGGCGCUGUACGACCGAGCCGGCCAGCCGGUGGAGAUCGAGAGGACCGCCUUCAUCGGGUUCAUUGAGAAGGAUCAGGAGGCAGAAGGGCAGAAAACUAAUAACGGCAUCCAAUACAGGCUGCAGUUACUAUAUGCAAACGGUAUGAGACAGGAGCAGGAUAUUUUCGUGCGUCUUAUCGACUCCGUGACGAAGCAGCCGAUCGUGUACGAAGGCCAAGAUAAGAAUCCUGAGAUGUGCCGAGUUCUACUGACACAUGAGGUGAUGUGCAGCCGUUGCUGUGACAAGAAAAGCUGUGGCAACAGGAACGAAACUCCAUCAGAUCCUGUCAUCAUCGAUCGUUUUUUCCUGAAAUUCUUUUUGAAAUGCAACCAGAAUUGUUUGAAGAACGCCGGCAAUCCACGAGACAUGAGAAGAUUUCAGGUGGUUAUAUCCACGCAAGUGAUGGUGGAUGGUCCCCUUUUGGCCAUAUCGGAUAACAUGUUCGUCCACAACAACAGCAAACAUGGCCGCCGGGCGAAACGUCUAGAUCCUUCUGAAGGUAUUGACGCCGCACCAGAACCUUCUUCGGGUCUGUACCCACCGUUGCCCGUGGCAACGCCAUGCAUCAAGGCGAUAUCCCCCAGCGAAGGUUGGACUUCAGGGGGCUCGACGGUCAUAAUAGUGGGGGACAACUUUUUCGACGGCCUUCAAGUUGUGUUCGGCACCAUGCUUGUUUGGAGUGAGUUAAUAACAUCACACGCGAUACGAGUACAAACGCCGCCGAGACACAUACCGGGCGUCGUCGAAGUAACGCUGUCGUACAAGAGCAAGCAGUUCUGUAAGGGCGCGCCGGGCAGAUUCGUCUAUGUUUCAGCGCUCAACGAGCCGACGAUAGACUACGGGUUCCAGCGACUCCAGAAACUAAUACCACGCCACCCUGGUGAUCCUGAGAAACUGCCUAAGGAAAUAAUCCUCAAGCGCGCGGCGGACCUGGCAGAAGCGUUAUACUCGAUGCCUCGUAACAAUCAACUCGGACUUGGUGCACCACGAUCCCCCACCGGGAGUAUGCCCUUCAACUCGUAUACCGGUCAGCUCGCGGUGAGCGUCCAGGACACGGCGGCAUCGCAGUGGACAGAAGAAGAGUACGCGCGGAGCGGCAGCUCGGUGUCCCCGCGGUACUGCUCGGCCGCGUCCACCCCGCACGCGUACCCCCCGCAGCACUACCCCGCACCGCCCACUUCGCUCUUCAACACCACCUCGCUGUCCCUAGGUCCGUACCACCCGGCUAACAUGAAUGUACAAGAGUACUAUAAUGAGAAAGAAACCGACAAUUGCAUGGAAAGGAAUGAGGGCUAUAAGCGAGAUUGUUCCGAGCGCGAUAAGAGCGGUAAAGACAAGCCGAGAAGCGCUUUCGCCGUUGUCAGACAAAGUCCGCCUUUCCAACAAAAUUGGCAACUCACCGUUCAAUGAAUGGGAGGUCUUGUCUCAACUCCGUUCUCCGUCAACCCGUUCUCUCUACCGACCUGCAGCGCGCAGCAGUACGCACAGACGGCGCCGUUGGCUUCCAAGUAACAUUAGCUAUAAUAAACCACCGC